CCUGAUUUGCGUCGUAUGCUGUGUCGUCACGUCCUGUGGUGUUGAGCUGGAGAAGAUGGCGGCUGUUGUAGUGAGCGCUGAUGGAGGAGUCGCGCCGCUGGAUUCGGGAUCAGUUUCGCCGCGGUUACCGUCACCUUCCCCGGAGCAGCCGCACCAGAAUAACGCGCUGCUAGGACUCCCGAUCGUUGCCAUCGACAACAUACUGAACUUCCUGACGUACGACGAGAUCAGUCUGCUGAGACUGGUGUGUAAACGUAUGGAUAUGAUCUGUCAGCGCAUGCUUAACCAAGGCUUUCUGAAAGUGGAACGCUAUCACAGUCUGUGUCAGAAACAAGUGAAAGCCCAGCUGCCGAGGAGGGAAUCUGAGCGGAGGAAUCACUCGUUGGCGCGUCAUGCAGACAUUCUAGCUGCGGUGGAGACGCGACUGUCGCUCCUCAACAUGACCUUCAUGAAAUAUGUGGAUUCCAAUCUGUGUUGCUUUAUUCCUGGAAAGGUAAUAGAUGAGAUUUAUCGUGUUUUGCGGUACGUCAACUCCACACGUGCUCCACAGAGAGCUCAUGAGGUUCUUCAGGAACUGAGAGACAUCUCCUCAAUGGCCAUGGAGUAUUUUGAUGAGAAGAUCGUCCCCAUCCUGAAGAAGAGACUCCCUGGAGCUGAUCUCUCUGGACGUCUGAUAGGAUCUGCUCCGGUGGCCGGUCCCUCCACCUCUCUGACCACCAUGUCCCUGCUGGCCAAAAACACGCCGUCGCGCUCCGAGAUGACCAAAGUCCAGCAGCAGGUGAAGGUGAACGGAGCGUCGAUGGUCGCCCUGCGGCGGGAGAUGCAGGAGGUGCGCGUCAAACAGCUGGAGCAGCAGAAACAGCUGCAGGACCAGGAGCAGAAGCUUCUGGAGCAGUCGCAGGUGAUCGGUGAGCAGAACGCCCGGCUGGCUGAGCUGGAGCACAAGCUCAGGGAACUGAUGGACAGCGCGGCGGCCGCCUCCACGAGCGCAGCUAACGGCACAGAGGACGAGAGCAACACGGCCAUCAAGCGAAAGUGCUCCGACAGCCCGCGACACUCCAAACGCCUGCGCAGCAAAAAAUAGGAGACGUUUCAAAACGUGUAUAUUUUUACAUUUUCAUUUUGCUUCCUUCAUACUAUAUCGAUUCUUAUUUCUUAAGUGUCCCUCCAGCGGUGAAGCAGAUGUCGCAGAGAGGCGAGAAAUGAAAGGACAGUUGAAAACUAGAGGGUUUUUUCUUUUAUCAAUGGUUUGGUUUCCCUCAUUAAAUAUUACACUAACGCUCGAAGCCCCAUCGCUUAUUUUUAAUGUUUGGCGUCGGCCUUGAGCUGUACAUUUUCCCAAGGAAACAUAGCAGAAAUCAUUGAAUGUGCAAAGCUUUAGUGAAAUCGGACACUCGCAAGAGCUCGGUGCUCGUCUCCAUAUGGACAGCACGUAGUAAACGCGAGUAUGAAGCAAGCCGCUUGCCCCUGAAGACGCUGGCGGCGCGCAUACCUAGCUUCUUUGGCCCUCGGCAGUAGCCGUUUCAGAUGAGAUCUCCCCCUUUUGAAAUGGACGACACAAGCCUACCAGACUACUAAGUUGUAUUGUUGUAUAAACCGUAAAUAUCAGCUUUGUUCUGUGUUCUACGAGUUAAAUAUUUCGUCUGCGAUGUGCUGUAACAGUUAGAGCAAAUUAAAGGUCAUUGCAGACGUCUACAGGUGUAGCAUACACGAUGAUGAUAUUGUCAGUCACUGGUCAGGAUAGUGUCUUGUAGGUGUCAAUGUUAUGUUGUACCUGCCACUGUUUGUAGGUGUAUUAUUUUCUGCAAAUAGAAUUGUGUCAGUGCAAUAAAAAAACAAAAAUGUGGAAAGCCUUG
Molecule: messenger RNA, 1856 nt
Organism: Misgurnus anguillicaudatus (oriental weatherfish)
Lineage: Eukaryota; Metazoa; Chordata; Actinopteri; Cypriniformes; Cobitidae
Source: RefSeq, a predicted model, not a curated record